Messenger RNA from Pogonomyrmex barbatus (red harvester ant), 3268 nucleotides. It is a transcript of the gene dbo, whose product is annotated as Kelch-like protein diablo. Gene Ontology annotation, molecular function: protein binding. NCBI's taxonomy places the organism in Eukaryota, Metazoa, Arthropoda, Insecta, Hymenoptera, Formicidae. The record is from RefSeq and is a predicted model, not a curated record.
GCCUAUGAUCGUGCCGUAGUAGGAAAACACAUAGAGCGACACUGUGUUACACCGUGUCAACUGUGUUGCUGGGAAGCACCACAGCAAUUAGUGAUCGCAACCGGAAAUAGUACUUUGUAACUAGUAGUCGCCGAUAGUCGCCAUCUUUCGCAACUAGUGACGGGAGUUUGCAGCGCAUUGUAGAAUGGCAACCAAAUAUAAAUUAUGAAAACAUUUCCCUUCUGAUAAAAUGCUAUCUAGUUUUUGGAAAAUAAUGAUCGAAUUAAUUUAAUUAAUUAACUUGUCCAAAAAUUGAUAAAAGCGAUCCUAAUGUUCUAGAACGUGAUCUAUGAUGCGAGCGUUGGAAAAAUGAGAAAAGCGAGUGUAGGAAGUGUACUACGACGUCAUAACCCAGACCAAAGCCCACUGCAAUCGAAAGCGUUAUUAAUUUUGAACAUUUUUACGAAUAAUAGAUUGCGAAUUACCGAUUACAUAUAGCAGCCACGGAAAGCCGAACAUAUCCGAAUGCUUACGAAAACAAUCGAAAAUCAGAUGAAUGCCUCUCUUACAAUAAUUAUCAGCUACUUCUCGUGCAAAAGCUCGGUCUACGUAUUUCAUAUCUAUAGUUUGUACCCUGUGAUAACUCGACUUGAAUUUGUAAGUUCAUGAACGGUUGAGGUAUACUCGGGGUAUAUAUUCGUGUCGUGAUGUGACAAUCACCACGGAAAACCGUCAAAAUGAGAGCACCCUCAUGAUAGCUCGCAGUGCAAUGCGCAAGUGUGCGAUAGCGUUUUAACUACGACAGAAAGCGUAAACAGUAAGCAUCGAUGUUCGGAUGUUAUGCCAUGUUAUUCGAUAGGACAAUCGCACUGAUGCUAUAACGCUACGUCAAGUCAGAAUCGCGUUCGCGCGAGCACAGCUUUCUGACAAUUCUCCUUUUCUCUUUUUCUCAUUGAUAUUGCCUGGCGGUUACGAGGAAAGCGAACGAAAGGAGAUCACAACAUUAGGGGAUCUGCAGGCACAUUUGAGACCUGCAGUGGUUGGUGAAUGGUGUUGCAGAUAGAUUCCGUGUGGGGCUGGGCGUCACCCCCAUUGCGCCUCCAGCUAGCUGGGGGGACCAGGGGCGCCUCGGGGAGAGUGGCUACAGGUGCCCCAUCCUCGCAGAGGAUGGGUGAAAUAGUUGUAGAACGUGCACCAUCCCCGGCACGUCUUAGUCAUACCUCUGAGAAGCAUCCUCGUGCAACACUAACUGAGCUUAAUGUUCUUCGCCGUCAUCGGGAACUGUGCGAUGUUGUUCUCAAUGUUGGUUCCAGAAAAAUAUUCGCGCAUCGUGUCAUCCUUUCAGCAUGUAGUCCAUAUUUCAGGGCAAUGUUUACUGGGGAGCUGGCGGAAUCUAGACAGACUGAAGUAACGAUACGUGACAUAGAUGAAAUGGCUAUGGAGUUACUUAUAGACUUUUGUUAUACUUCUCACAUUAUUGUCGAAGAAGCAAAUGUUCAAACUCUCCUUCCAGCAGCGUGCCUUCUUCAAUUAGCAGAAAUUCAAGAUAUAUGUUGCGAAUUUCUCAAACGCCAAUUAGAUCCAUCAAAUUGCUUGGGUAUCCGAGCAUUCGCAGAUACCCAUUCGUGCCGCGAACUUUUGCGUAUCGCUGAUAAAUUUACUCAACAUAAUUUCCAAGAGGUAAUGGAGAGCGAGGAAUUUUUGUUAUUACCCGUCAGCCAACUAGUAGACAUUAUUUCAUCAGAUGAGUUAAAUGUACGUACGGAAGAGCAGGUUUUUAGCGCCGUGAUGAAUUGGGUAAAAUAUAAUGUCACGGAAAGGCGACAACAUCUGGCUCAAGUUCUACAACAUGUUCGACUGCCGUUACUUAGUCCAAAAUUUUUAGUUGGUACUGUCGGAUCGGAUCUGUUGGUUCGUUCUGACGACGCUUGCAGAGAUCUUGUGGAUGAAGCGAAGAAUUAUUUACUUUUGCCACAAGAGAGACCAUUGAUGCAGGGACCUAGAACGAGACCCAGGAAACCCACGAGACGAGGAGAGGUAUUGUUUGCCGUUGGUGGGUGGUGUUCGGGUGACGCUAUCGCUAGUGUCGAGAGAUUUGAUCCUAACACUGCUGAUUGGAAAAUGGUUGCGCCGAUGAGCAAACGGAGAUGUGGAGUAGGUGUAGCAGUGUUAAAUGAUUUAUUAUACGCGGUUGGCGGACACGAUGGACAAAGCUAUUUGAAUAGUAUCGAGCGAUAUGAUCCACAAACAAAUCAGUGGUCUUGCGAUGUUGCUCCUACUACUUCCUGCAGGACUAGUGUAGGUGUAGCUGUGCUGGAUGGAUUUCUAUAUGCGGUUGGUGGUCAGGAUGGAGUACAAUGCCUUAAUCAUGUGGAAAGAUAUGAUCCAAAAGAAAAUAAAUGGUCUAAAGUGUCGCCAAUGACUACUAGAAGAUUGGGAGUAGCGGUUGCUGUGCUUGGAGGUUAUUUAUAUGCCAUCGGCGGGUCUGAUGGACAGUCACCUCUCAAUACGGUAGAAAGAUACGAUCCAAGACAGAACAAAUGGUCUCAAGUAUCCCCAAUGUCUACAAGACGUAAACAUCUAGGCUGUGCUGUAUUUAAUAAUCUAAUUUAUGCUGUGGGAGGACGAGACGAUUGUAUGGAACUCUCCAGUGCAGAACGUUAUAAUCCCCAUACAAAUUCUUGGAGUCCUAUAGUAGCGAUGACAUCUAGGAGAAGUGGAGUAGGUCUAGCAGUAGUAAACGGUCAGUUAUAUGCUGUAGGUGGAUUUGAUGGAACCGCGUAUCUGAAGACAAUUGAAGUAUACGAUCCAGAACAAAAUCAAUGGAAGCUCUGUGGUUGCAUGAAUUAUAGGAGGCUUGGCGGAGGCGUGGGAGUGAUGCGAGCUCCACAAACUGAAAAUUACAUUUGGUAGCUCAGGCCCCCCUCUUCAGCUCAAAUGGCUGAAACUUCUCUAACUCCUCUUACACCGGUGACGCCAGUUACACCCGUAACCCCUCCCGCUCCCGUAUCAGCGCCUAUUAUAACUAAUACUAGAAAACGUUACCGCCGAUCUAUGAGCAUUAUAUAAUCAAUGUGCAUUUUGUGUAAGUGUAAAGACUUUGCCUUUCUUUGAAAUUCCAUGAGAGUAUCCUACUCUGAUCUUUAAUAUUUAAUUUAUUAACGAUUUUUUCAAAUAUGUUUCCUCGUUCAAUUUAGUGCACAGAUCAUGUUAUAAAUUGCGCUAAAAAGAAAAAAGAUGCGACUAUUCUACCGCUUUACUGCCAUUAUUUUAUAUUUUUAUUAUAUAA